AAAAACUAAUUUGAAUAGAACAUCAAUACUAUUUUCAUGACUCACAUGUGGCCUCAAAGGACCGAAGCCAGGUGUAGAAAUAUGUUAAAAAUGAACACCUAAACCAGGUAAGACACCAGGGCCAGGCAAGCAUUACAGUAUAGGCGUGCCAAACUAAAUUGCUUCACUUGAAGCAGCACACGCUCACUCCAACAAGGCAGCCAAACCAGUUUUUGACAACCUCCCGAAAAAAACCAAACAGACGGCAGCGCAGAUGUACAGUCGCAAUAAUGCAGGGAGACACGGAGGAGAGCAACGGACGCUCUGACCCCACCAUCACGUGCAGCAGGGAAUUUUAUCGAGCAGUGAUGGAAGAAGACCUGGCAUGUAUUGACGACAUGUCAAGAAAGUAUGGUACCGACUUUUUUCUCAGGAUACCAGCAGGGACUGGCGUGUGGAAGGGUCCAAACAUCCAUCCCAUUCAUUUUGCUGCUUCUAACAGAAGAGUGAAAAGUCUCCAAAGGCUCCUGGCAUUAGGGGCAGACCCUGGAAUCAGGAACCAGCAUGGUCAAACAGCUCUGCACUUGGUGAUAUCUGCGUGGCCAAGCUUUGAGAUAAGUGGGUCAAAACCGGAUUCCAAGUUCCAUGGUGCUGUAACUAACAUGUGCAGACGGGCAGAGGUUUGUCUGCGGCUGCUUUGUGACGUCCCAGUCAACGUCAAUACACAGGUGGAGGACAAGCGUCAGCAGACUGCCCUCCAUCUUUCAGUACAAUGCCAGUCACUACCUGCGGUCCAGAUACUGUGCAGCUACGGCGCAGACGUGAAUCUUACGGACAGCUCGGGGAUGACACCACUUCACAUGUCUGCAGGCAUCCUCCACAAGGACAUCACCGAUUGCUUGGUUGAACAAGGAGCCGACAUCAACAUGGGAGUGAAGAGCUCAGGAAACACCCCUCUACAUUUAGCGCUUGUGGCAAUUGCUCUAAAAAGCCAGAAAAACCUGGAAGACCACAUGACCUUCAUUAGUGACCUUCUAGAAAAGGGAACAAGACCAGAUGUGUUGAACAACGCCGGACGGACACCUCUACAUGAAGCCUGCAGUUUUGGGAACAAGCUCUUGGUAGACCUGCUCCUGAAACACGGAGCUGACGUCAAUAAACUGACCAGUUCCGGGGAAAAUUGCCUUUUCCUCUUCCUGAACUACCCGCCGAAUGUGAGGAACAGAGCCCUGAUGGUGAAACUCCUGAGUCUGACAUCUCCACUCACUGUUCAUGACAUAAAAGGUCAGUUGCCAUCAACUCUGAUGCUACCUUGCUUUGCUCAGCAGCGAGAGCAGAUGCUGAAACUCACUCAACAGCCAAGGAAACUUCUGGACCUCUGCAAGAACCUUCUAUAUUUAAACUAUAUUCAAUCAGGGAAAGAACACUUGAAAGCAAUACUUCCUGAAACCAUGUACAACUCUGUCUUCAACUGUUUGGAGGAGAGAGUUGACAUUUCAUUUGAGACUGACGCUAAUUUGUUUGAUACAACUAACAGUAACCCGCAGGGACAGACGGUUCGGACUUCAUCACCCACAUCAUAAAAGUUCACACAAGACAAUGUACCAUAAUUCCUGGACUAUAAACUCCUGCUUCUUUCCCACAGUCUAAAGCCCAUGGAUUAUACAACGCGCCUAACAUAUGGAUAUUUGCAGGCUAAAGAGUGUCAUGCUGCCAAAAUAUUGAGCCUCAUCACAUCAAACUGACAAAAUCACAGGCGUUUUAUUGACCAUAAAGCGCUCAAAAUGCGCUGUUUUCGCCCGCGUGUCCACAGCUCUGCCAACAGAGCUGAUGUCCCUCAGGUCCGGAGACGAGAAGCAGAAGACUGUGGUGUUCGAACUUCUGACACUUGAGCACUUUAAUGUACAUGAAUGUAAGAUGUGAUGUGAGUCUAGUUCAGAAUAUUGAAGAGUUUGUUUCAUGACUAGUUUAGAAGUGAUCCUAAUGAAUUUUUAAGCACCAGUGACCUUUUUAUGGCACAGGCAGCACCACUGUACCUGUGGCUUAUAGACCAGAGUGGCUUAUGUAUGAACAAGAGCUAUUUUCCGUCUUAACUUUAGAGGGUGUGGCUAAUAUUCCGGUGCACUCUAUAGUCCAGAAUUCACAGUAAAUUUCUUUUGAAGGGGCAUUACCUUUAGGUCUCUAUGCAUGAUGCCUUCAGAGUGAAUGUACUCUACCCCUUCAAGAACCUUCCUCAGCAGAGUGGUAGUGUGUUCAGGGUCAACGCCUGCAUAAGGACCUGAAAAUGUUCAAGAGCAAUAUUUUACAAAAUGACAUGUUUCACAAAUGAACCAAUCAGCAUAAAAUAAAUGUGGACAGAUCUGAAAAAAAAAAAAGAAUUUGGAAUUGAUUUAAAUGAAACAACUCGCUUACACUUUGAUGACUGUUUAGGUUUGGCGUUCCGCUCAGUCAACCAAUCCAUUAGUGAGCGCUCACACAGCUGCAUCUGGAUGUAGAGCAUCAGGUGGAACUGAACCUGCAGUGGAGGAUGUGUAUGUCACACUAAUGUCCCCCAAAUUCAGCAAAAAUGCUCUGAACUGUGGUAGGACCAACCUCAACUAAAGGCCUCAGUGUGUGUUUUCCUGCCAACAGCCCACCAGCCUCACUGAGGGAGUUGUUGUUCACCUCAGAGCUGCUCCGCUCUGACUCAUCUAAUGGUGCUGAGGUGUCCCAAUCAAUAGCGGGGCAUUUGGAGAUUUUUGUGGGAGCUUUUUGUCCCAGAAACACACAGGGAACAUAGUUUUCUGGGAUACGUGUCAUAUUCUUAGGGCAUGAGACUUGCCCAGUCGAGACAUGAACAGGGAGGCUCUCUUGCUGAGGCAGUGAGUCACUUGAGAUAGGAUCAAUCGGUGGCUGGGACAGGCUUUGAAAAACAAUGGAUGAGCUGGAACUGUGGUCGUCUCGGCAUUCAGCAGAACUGCAAACACAAGCCAAUAAAAAUGGAAAUAGAAAUGUUAACUGAUAGAAAUCUCUCUUAAAUGUUUUAACAGAUGAAAAUUCACAAAGUAAACUUUUACUCAGAUGAGACAUGUAUUCAUUUUCUUUAUCAUAAAACGUAAGUGUCUUACAUGUCUUGCAAUCCUGGUGAUUCAAGUGCCGGUAGUACAGAUGUGGGGUCUGCAAACAGAUAUGCAUAUUUCAGUAGAAAUUUAAGACAAGAAGGUGUGACUGACAAGAUAAACCAAACCAACAUGCUGCAGGCUGCACAUGUUCCAUCCAGGCUGUGUGAUAACCCACAACGUUGACAUGCUGCAAGCUGGACAACACUUUGACUUCUCUGAGGACCUGUAGCAACAACCCAGACCAAACAGCAUUAUUGACCAUAGAAAAUACAUAUGAUGAAUACAGAAUCUACACUGAAUACCUUCAUACAGUCUUCUUUUGACACAUUUUUGAUGAGAAUCUUCUUAACAGCAUAGAACUGCCCAUCCAGUUUGUUGAGAACCUUCAAGUCAGAAACCAAAGAAAACUAUGGAUGCGGUCGUGCGUUUCAAUAUAGCUUACAAUAUUUCACAGCUAAUACCUUGUAGACAUUUCCGUAUGAGCCUUUCCCGAGACGAACGAUUUCUUCAAACUCACUGAGAUAACGCGAGGUCUGUGCUUGGAAUAGCCCUUCCUUCGGUCUGCACCAAGUACAACACUGAAAUCAGCUCAUGAGGUCACAUCAUUUACUUUUUUUACACACCCCAAGUUUGACAUAUAAUGUAUAUAUCAUCGCUAUGCUUCAGAGCAUUACAUUUUCUGUCGUGGCUUUCAUGUUUUUAUAUGUAUGGAGUAGACAUUUAAAGGCGCCACACCUGAAACAAUUCUUUGU
Synchiropus splendidus (mandarinfish) is the source of this 3832-nucleotide messenger RNA. Its product is annotated as ankyrin repeat domain-containing protein 61-like. Gene Ontology annotation, cellular component: ciliary inversin compartment. Gene Ontology annotation, biological process: protein localization to ciliary inversin compartment. The transcript is spliced from 5 exons. The record is from RefSeq and is a predicted model, not a curated record. Bases 270 to 1562 code for a protein of 430 amino acids. Gene Ontology annotation, molecular function: protein binding. Lineage: Eukaryota; Metazoa; Chordata; Actinopteri; Syngnathiformes; Callionymidae.